Naumovozyma dairenensis CBS 421 is the source of this 1764-nucleotide messenger RNA. RefSeq names its product zinc-coordinating transcription factor SFP1 (gene SFP1). The record is from RefSeq and is a predicted model, not a curated record. The coding region runs from base 1 to 1764 and encodes 587 amino acids. Gene Ontology annotation, cellular component: nucleus. NCBI's taxonomy places the organism in Eukaryota, Fungi, Ascomycota, Saccharomycetes, Saccharomycetales, Saccharomycetaceae. The transcript has a single exon.
AUGCAAUUAGAAACUAUGUCGCUCUCAACUUACGUUAACAAUAAUAAGAAUACUGAUAAUAAUAACUCGAAUGACAAGGAUUUACUAAUGGAUUAUCAACUUCAUGAACCUUUACAUUCACUCUCGAGUUUUACCACAUUUAAUAACGAAUAUAUGUUACCUUACGAUGACUUGGACUUAGACACCAACAUUGGCGAAUCAUUCAACUAUGAAUACAAUAAUAAUAAUAUUAAUAAUAACGCCAAUAUGAAGGAGACAUUCGAUAGCAUGGCUACCCAUUCUGAUGCCAUUCUAAUCAAUAACAAAAACACCGGCACUACUGCUACUGAUGAUAAUAGUAGUGCUAAAAGAAGAGAAUCCAUUGCUCACUCCAAAGGUAUGGGCGGUGUCUCUUGGGGCUCUCUUUCAAUGGGUUCAUGGUUAAAAGAUAAUAAUACAAAAAUUGCACAUUCUAGUAAAAUAUCUAAACCAUCAUCAACAAAACGGAAGUCAAUUAAUAUUAAUAUCAAUAAUAGUUGGAAAAUAUUCGAGGAUCUUGACUCGUUGGGAGAGGAAGAAGAAGAAGAAGGAGAGGACGAGGACAAUAAUAGUAAGACAUCUUUGUCUCCUUCAUCAUCAACUUCUAUAUCAACAUCAUCUCCAUCCCAAGAACAUCAACCUAUACACUCUUCACCUUCCUCAUCCAUAUCAUCAUCAACAUCAUCAUCAGCAUCAGCAUCAGCAUCAGCAUCACAACAUACAUUAUUGUUUCCUGAUGAAACUUUAAAUUACUCUCCAUACUUACCUGAUUUCGAAGAAAGUUAUUGUAAAAAUUAUUCAUGUUGUGGUGUUUCAUUACCAAGUCUUCAUGAUUUAUUGAAACAUUACGAGGAAGUUCAUAUCGUUGUACCAUCGGUACAAUCAUUGCAUAAUAAUAAUGGGAAAUCAAAUACUAAUAACAAUAAUAAUAACAAUAACAAUAGUGAUAAAAUUCAAAAGGGAAAUAAUAACAACACCAACAAUAAUAAUAUUCAAACGCAUAACAAGAAAAUCAUAACUAAAAAGACAAAUAACAACAUGCAAAUAUCUCAACUUAAUAACAUAUCUAAUAGAACAACAAAUUUGAUUGAUACUGUUUCUACAAAUGAUGUUUUCCUCGAUUCUCCACCACAUCAUCUUAUGAUUGAUCAAAAUCUUAACAAUUCUCGUAGUCAGGAAAUAGAUAUGAGUUUACAUGAAAGACCGAUAAUACAAGAUCUUCUCUAUAAUGGUAACUUUGCAGGACAAACUGAAACUGAUGAUGGGGGAGAUACUAUCCUGUCUGAUUAUAAUAAGGUAUUAAAUGAAACAUAUACCUAUACUGUAGGUAAUACAACCAGCGAUAUGACAGUUACUAUUGACAAUCCAGCAAGGAAAUUAUAUGUGGAGAAGAACAAUAACAAAGCUAUUAAGAAUAAGAAAAAUAAAGAGCAUUCCUCCUCCUCCUCCUCCUCGAUGAAGAAGGAUAAACCAUUCCAAUGUCCAGUGAUUGGUUGUAAUAAGACAUAUAAGAAUCAAAAUGGAUUGAAAUAUCAUAAAUCACAUGGUCAUCAAAGUCAAAAAUUGAAAGCUAACGAUGAUGGAUCAUUUACAAUUUUGAAUCCUGAUUCUAAUGAACCAUAUGAAAAUGGUCAAGAUGGGAUGAAUUUAUAUGAAUCUGAUAAACCUUAUCGUUGUGAUUCAUGUGGCAAAAGAUACAAGAAUUUGAAUGGUUUGAAAUAUCAUAAGGGACAUUCUACUCAUUAG